CAAUCCGGGAUCUUGCUCCCCACCUAUCUCCAAGGAUGUCGCUUCUCGAACCUCACUACGAUACUAGACACCGUGCGUACUUAAUGUCCGAGAAGAAGCAGGUCUUUGGACCCCUCCGACUUAGGUGUCACGAGGCCUCGUCCUUACAGAAGAUGCCAUACGAUGAGCGGUACACGGAGUACAUCGAGCCGCUAGGUCUACUUCCAUUCAUCCAUAUGGUGACCCGGCGGACACCGAGCAUGAACCCUUCCGCCAUCACUGCUCUUGUUGAUCGGUGGAGACCGGAGACGCAUAGUUUUCACCUCCGAACUGGUGAGAUGACCGUGACUUUGCAGGACAUGUCGAUGAUACUUGCACUCCCCAUUGAGGGGAAGCCACUAUGUAUCGACACAUCUUGUGAAGACUGGCGUGGCAAGAUGUUUGACCUUAUUGGCAAGGCUCCUGAUGAGAUUAUAAACAAGAGGGGUGAGAAAUUAAGGGUCUCUGCCGGGGCUACUUUCACUUGGAUCUCACAGAACUUCAAGACAUGCCCGGAGAGAGCCAGCCGUGAUGUGAUUAAGCUGUACGCACGUGUGUAUGUGUGGUAUGUUAUCACCAGAACUCUAUUUCCUGACUGCAGUGGGAAUACCGCUCAGUGGCACUGGUUGAAGGCGUUAACCAAAAUGGAGACUAAAUGGAGUUGGGGUUCGGCGGCAUUGGCCUUCUUGUACCGUCAGGUAAUCACUUGUAUCAACCCUAACCCAUUUCUACAUUACAUCUCCAUUUUGGGAGAAGACUAA
Molecule: messenger RNA, 779 nt
Organism: Lolium perenne
Lineage: Eukaryota; Viridiplantae; Streptophyta; Magnoliopsida; Poales; Poaceae
Source: RefSeq, a predicted model, not a curated record